AUGUCCUCCCCAAACCCCUCCAUAUUCCCCGCAUCUCUCCUCUCAAGCGACGCAGCGGCAGCUCUCCCCACUGGCUUCACAAUCCGCCCCCUAGAAAAAGCAGAUUACGCAAAGGGCUUCCUAGAAUGUCUCCGUGAUUUGACUUGGAUGGACAAUGUCACGGAAGAGGACUUCAACGAGCGAUACGAUGACAUGGACACCGGCGGCAAAGGCCCGUAUUACUAUCUCGUCAUUGAGCACGAGGGCAAAAUCGUGGGCACCGGCGCCGUGAUUGUCGAGAAGAAGUUUAUACAAAAUCGCACCACGGUCGGCCACAUUGAAGAGAUUUGCAUCUCCAAGGAGCACCAGGGCAAACGGCUGGGCUUCCACAUGCUCGCCGCUCUCAAUUCCGUGGCCAAGAAUGUGGGGUGCCGGAAGACGAUUCUGAACUGCAGCGAGCACAAUAUUCCCUUUUACCAAAAGUGCGGCUUCAAGGUCUGCGGCACGGAGAUGGAGACGGUCUUUCAGUGA
Messenger RNA from Trichoderma reesei QM6a, 510 nucleotides. Its product is annotated as acetyltransferase. Gene Ontology annotation, molecular function: monosaccharide binding; glucosamine 6-phosphate N-acetyltransferase activity. Gene Ontology annotation, cellular component: endoplasmic reticulum-Golgi intermediate compartment; Golgi apparatus; endoplasmic reticulum. Lineage: Eukaryota; Fungi; Ascomycota; Sordariomycetes; Hypocreales; Hypocreaceae. The transcript has 2 exons. The record is from RefSeq and is a predicted model, not a curated record. Bases 1 to 510 code for a protein of 169 amino acids. Gene Ontology annotation, biological process: UDP-N-acetylglucosamine biosynthetic process.